Apus apus (common swift) is the source of this 5454-nucleotide messenger RNA. RefSeq names its product SH3 domain binding glutamate rich protein like 2 (gene SH3BGRL2). The transcript has 4 exons. The record is from RefSeq and is a predicted model, not a curated record. Gene Ontology annotation, cellular component: cytoplasm. NCBI's taxonomy places the organism in Eukaryota, Metazoa, Chordata, Aves, Apodiformes, Apodidae. Bases 67 to 393 code for a protein of 108 amino acids.
GCGGCGUCCUCGCAGCCUCGCUGCCCCGUCCCGUCCGCUCCCGGCGCCGCGGCUCAUGAGGUGAAGAUGGUGAUCCGCGUCUUCGUCGCCUCCUCCUCGGGCUCCGUGGCGAUAAAGAAGAGGCAACAAGAUGUGGUGAGGUUUCUGGAAGCCAAUCGCAUAGAGUUUGAAGAGGUGGAUAUCACAAUGUCAGAGGAAAAAAGACAAUGGAUGUAUAAAAAUAUCCCUGAGGACAGGCAGCCGGCACAAGGCAAUCCACUGCCCCCACAGAUAUUCAGCGAUGAUCGGUACUGUGGGGAUUACGAUGGCUUCUUUGAAUCAAAGGAGAGCAACACUGUCUUCUCAUUUCUUGGACUGAAACCUACUUUGGCAUCAAAGGAGUCAGAACCCUAGAAAGCCUAUCUGAAGUAUCAAUAAGCACAUCUGGAUGAAUGACCCUGUUCUUCAGCACACAACAGCUUCCCUAAUGGAUCACUGUGAUAGAGCAAACAAGCACCAUUAGUAGUAGUCUGCUUGCCAUGAUAUGGUGCUUUCCAAUAACAUGAAGUUAAUAACACAUAUAUGAAGCAGAAUUAAGGCCAGGCUACUCAUCUUCCUUUUUAAAAAUACUUGUUCAUGUUUCACUUUUGUCUUUGGAUUGCUUCUGCAACUGGCACUGAUAUUCUAACAGACAUGUUUGAGAAUAAGGAAUGGAAGUGUAGGGCUUCUCUUGUUCAUGGAUAUACUUAUGUAGACAGAGUCCUUACCUUUUUAAUUCUUCCAAAUACUGUAGUUGAAAUUAUCCCAUCAUGAUAGUCAAAGUGCUGAUAAUUAUUAGAAUGUUUGUGCUGGCUAUGAUCCAGAAGGUAAAAAUAAUCAAUCUUAAGAUCUUGGUCUAAGACAAUAACUGCCAUAUUUUUGCUCUGCAUUUAUUUACUGUGAUGCUUAUGCUAGAUCAUGUUUAUUGGAAGAGACAUGGUCUGCUAACCUGGUUCAUGAAAACUUGAUUUGUCUAAUGAUGCACAUUGCAACUGGCUGUUGAAAAACGUGAAGGUGGUGCCAAAGUGAAAUAUUUUUAUAUAGUUCCUGUUCCAAAUGCAGGUGAAAUGUGCAGGAAAACACCUGAUGGAAAAUACUAGGUAGUUUGGAAGAAGAGGUCUGAUAGCUAAUGACAAUAUUAAGUUAUCUCUUAAAUCUUAAGAUUUCUUAAUCUUAAGAAGGGUUUCACACCCAAAGUUGGAGCUCUGUAGUUGGGCUGUUUUGAAAUGAGAUUUUGCCAAAGCCUUGAGUUUACCUUCAAUAACACAGAGCUCUACCAUAGCCACAUGAGAGCCAGGGGGGUGCUUAGAGAGCCCAGUCUCAGUCCCUUAGAUGGUUGAACAUUCUACAUUCUACCAAGGCCCAAGAGCUAGCUUGUCCAAGAGCUAACUUGCCCAGCUGUUGUCCUGGUUGUAAUCCCAGGUGUGGAAAUGUGGAGGUGCCUCAAAGACAGUGAGAAAGCUGAGUGUGUGCUCAGCUGCAUGAGACCAUGAUGGUCAGCAAAGCUGAGUAACAGGAGCCAAGUAAAGGAAGUGGAGAUUGUUCCAGAAGGACUGCAUUGAUGCACACAGCAGAACUUAGACCCAUGACUUGCCAAUAACUGUGACAAAAUGCAUUCUAGACAGAAGUCAAGUUGCAUUAUGCGUUUUGAAUCAAGUCUGGCUAUGGAAAUAAUAUCUAUGCUGUAAUGUAGCUUUUACUCAAGGGAUUUCAUAAUGACAGAGUAGUGUCAUUCCAAUAAAUGUCCUUACGUCUUUGGGUAAAUUAAAGACAGCCAUUAUGUGGGAAAGCUUCUUUGCAAUCACAGCAUCACUCAGACUGUGUGGCUUGAAGGAAGCCAAACUUGUAAAAAGUGUAAGUAAGCAACCCUGUCUGUGCAACAAAUCACAUGUUCUGUUAAAAUCAAGGGACACCUGGAGGUCAUCUGGUCUCGCACUGUCAAAAUCAAAGUUAGCACCAACACUAGCUCAGAUCAGAUACAGGUUUGUCUAGCAGAGUGUAAAAAAUAUCCAAGGACGAAGAUCUCAUAACCCUCUAGGUAACCUCUGCCAGCACUGCAGUACUCCUAGUGAAAACUUCCUUUUUAAUGUCCAGCCUCAACUCCCAGGCUGGAAUUUGUCACUUUGCUUAUUUUCUGGCACUCACAGGAAGAGAUUGGCAACAUCUUGUUUGUAACUGCUCUUGAGAAAGUUGUAGGCUACCAUUAGGUCACCUCUUAGCUGCCUUCUUACCAGACUAAACAAAUGUGGCUUCCUCAGUGUUCUUCACAGGCUGUGUGCUUUAGGACCCUAGAUGCUUUGCUUUGGUGGAGGGCUACUUUUUCCAGUUUGUUCACAUCUCUCUUGAACUGGGAGAAGGUCCCAAAACAAUCUUUCAGAUGUGGCCUCACUGGUGCUGAGUAGAGUGGGAUAAUGACUUCCCUCAGCCUGCAGGCUGUGCUUCUAAGGUAGUGAGUGCACUGUGUGCUUUCCCCUGUUUGCAGUGAGUACAUUGGUGGCUUAUCAACCUGGCAUUCACUUAAAAUCUCCAGGUCCCUUCAGCAGGGUGUUGGUCUGUCAGUCACUUCCCAACCCGUACUGAUGCCUCACCACCCUCAAGGGCAAAACUUUCUACUCUUCCUUAUCAAAACUUAAUGAGGUUUCUGUUGUCACAGACACCUCAAAGUUACUGAGAUGCCACUGGACUGAAGCUCUGCCAGGUGUUACCAACCACUGAACCAGGUUCAUGUGUCAUUCACAGAUUUGCUGAGGGUGCAUGCUAGGUCAUCAUUCAAGUCCCUGAUGAUGAUGCUGAACAAGAGGAGAACUGUAACCCUCAGGUUGUGGACAAUGGCUUACUCAUGACUACAGAGGUAGGACAUGAAUAAUGUUCAUGACUACCAGUUGAGGGAGUAAAGAACAGGUUACCUGCCUGUUCAUGUCUUAGCUGCAAACUGCACACAGCUCUGUGGCUUUCCCUUCUAAUACAGAGACAGGAAAGCUUUAAAAAAGGAGACAUUGAAUGAGUCCAUCCAUAAAUCAGUUUCUGUUCAGAUCCUCUGGUGCCUCCUCAGCUCAGUUAAAGGGGGAGAUGAAGGAAAAGUACACAAAGAUUUAAUGUCUAUACUUGUAUUUUCUGGUCAAAACCUAAGCUACAGCACCUUCUCUAGAGGAAUCCUGAACAGGAGUUGGUAACAUGCAUAUACAUAUAUGUAUAUACAUAGAUAUGUAUGUGCAUUUUUAAGAAUGAUGUUGUCUGUGUUAAGUUAUUGUGACAUUGUUGUCAUCAAUCCCGAAUUUUCAAGAGACUUGAACAUCGCUAUAGGAAAGGAAUGUGUUAUGUGGUGGAGCUGUACAUUGCUAACUUCACCAAAUUCAAUGUAACUGUUCCUAAAAAAAGGUAAAUAAAAAUAUUUAACUUUGCAUAAUUUACAUAAUAACACAGCUGAUUACAGAGAAGCCAUCCUGGAUUUAUUGUGUACUUGAUAUGUUGUAAACUUUGAGAACUGCCUGAAGUCCCAGUUUCUAAAAGCUGACUUAAGUGUGUGAGUAUAUCCACAUAAGUAAUCCUGGACAAAAUCCCAGGCUUACUGAUAUGAAAGGCAAAACCACAAUGAUUUCUCCAGGGAUGAGAUUAGUUUCACAAAAUUCCUCCUGAAUUUUGAUUAAUUGUAGAAUAGAAGCCUCCUGUUCACUGGAGACAUAGUCCUGUUAGAGCUGUUAGGUAAACCUAGCUUAUUUCAGAGCAUCCAUGUGGGCAUAAUCAGUUGUAUGGAGGACAACACUAGCUCCAAAGAGACACUGCUGGCCUGCAUGGAUUGGCAGUGUGAGUCCCUUAAGAGUAUGUGCUUUUGAAUUCUAAGUGGCUAGUUUGAAACAAGGAAGUAUAAACAUUGUUUGAAUAUGAAUUUGGUCUGUUGUGUGACAGCCUUAUUUUUGUAAUUAAAGCAGAUAGAGUUCUAGUUUGUUACAUAGAAUGAUGUGGAAUUUUUUAAACCAGCUUUGUAAUGAUGAAAUGUAACUAUUAGGUAACUGAAAAGGCCUGUGGAAACUAGAGCCUUUUAUUGAAAGAAAUAGCAAAAACUUAAUUUUGUUUAAAAUAGUUGGAUAGAAAGGUAUGCUUGAGAACUGAAUGAUCCCACUUUUUUUGGCUAAUACUUGUAACCACCCCACUUUUUAAAAGGGAGAAUAGUGUGAAUUAAACUGUGAGUCUUUGUACCUAGCUCAAGUUGCUGUGUGGGCUGAUGUGCACACACACAUUCACUGUAUCAGUGGCUUUGAUAGAGGUGGUUUUGUUUGUGCCACACACUACUGGAUAGUGCCUUGCCAGAAAGAGGACUGUUACUGUAGGGUCUUCUUAGAUGUGCUUCAAUUUUGAACUGAGAAAGGGGUAGUUUCUAUAUUGCUAUUUUUUUAAUAAUGCAGUAAAUUGAUUUUGAGGCUUGAGUCAAAAGUCACACGCUUUGUAAGGUUGAAACAGGUUUUGAUGAGUCUUCUGAACUGUUGGGUUUUAUUUCGUGUACCUUUCUCUUUUGUUUUUCUUUUCCUUUUUGUUGACUGUCUGUAUUCAAACCUUCCAAGGGAACUGGACCUGGAGUAAAGCCCCUAAACCCAUGUUUACACUUUAACUGAUUUGAGUGGUGAGUGGCCCAAGUGCUAUCACUGAAGUGAAGAGGAGCUACCAAGCUCUUGGGGGAUUUCUUGGUUCUCCUGCCCUGCUCCCCCAUCAGGCCAUUUAUUUAAGGAGUCCAAUUCUGGGAAUAUCAUGAUUCAGAAGUAGUACCCUGAGAUUUUAGGCAGUGCCUUGUGGCACUUCACAGGAGUGCGAGAGUGGGGUCAUCACCAGGAAAGUGCCAAAUCCCAUUAGUCUCCAGUGACUUGCCCACAGAUUUCAGUAGAUCUUGGGGCGAGCAGGGGGAGGAGGAGGGAGCCCCACGUGUUUGCCCUGUGGGGAGCAGGAGUGGAAGACGUGGUGCAGAAGGGCCCAUGGCUUGUUGAUGGCACCCUGAAGGGUGGUCCUCACGGAGGUCCUUGGCUGGCCGUGCCGUGUGUGAACCCACACAGCGCUGCUCUCCACGGGACUCCAGCUGCAUCAUGGCCUACUCUUCACCCUCUUGCUCCCCAAGGAAUUUGGUGGGGGAAACAGAGAACAGCUGCUUGAGAGCAUUCUUUCAGCCAGGGCAGAAAUGGCUUACCCUCUUCUUCCUAUUCUUCGCCUCUUCCUCGUGUGCUUUCUCCUGUCCCGUGUAGACUUACCUGUGUGCAAAGCUUCCACUCCCAACCAUUUGUAACAUCCCUGUGAGGUUGCAAGUGCAGAGUUGGUGUUCACCUUCAUGGCAUCAGUGUUUCCUAACUCAGUGGGAUAGGGAGCACUUCGCAUCCUAGGCUGUGUACACGUGGAAUUUUAAAUUAUAUGUUAAAAUCGUGUUCAUCUAAUAAAAAAUACAAUUAAAAAAUA